AUGUCUAAAUUUGUGACCAACGUUCUGUGGCUAGUAUUAUCUCCCCUUGCUGGCAUAAUUGGUAUCAUAACCGCUGUUGUCAUUUUACAUUACACGCCGUUUCAUCACGGAUCAGAUAUUCUAUUUCUCUCAUACGCUGUUGCGAUGUCUAUCAAUGGCCUCCUGCUUCCGGCUGUUCCAGCAAUUGUGGAAAUGACAGGAAACAAGUGGCCGGAUAGUCUGUGCCAAUUUUAUGUUUGGGCGUUUAUCAGCUUAAGAGUUUCGCAGGUUCUUACUACACUGUGCCUGUCCGUCUUGUGGUCGGCAAUUAUGAAAUAUUCGGCAAAAGGGAAAAGGAUACGAUUUACGUCAAUUAUAAAAGGGGUCGUCCCGACAGUAUGGGGUCUAUCGGCGGUGCUGGGGCUGUUGCCAAUAAUAGGGGCCGUCCCACAGUCAUUCCAUUCGGACGGAAAAUGCUACUUUCUCAGCAGCGAUCUUGGCGAAGGGAUGGCGGUUGUAAUAGGAGUGCUUGUGUUUGCUUGUGUUGUGUUCUCAAUAAUUUGUGUGUGUGACGCGACAGUUUUGUUGAAGUACGUCAGACGUGUUGCUUUAGUGAAAUAUGGUGCUGGGAGGUUUUAUCUCCCCAAGAAAAGAUCUGGUGUCCCUGGGGCUGGUACUUAUACGAUACACGAACGGUACCACCAGCUGACGUUUGCCUGGGACGUUUGUCGCCUGGUGCUUGUCUGGAUUCUCUGCAGUGGACUGGUCAGUCACAUACCGUACGCCGUUUUGGAAUUCGUAGCUUUGACAUCCCCUCCGGGAGCCCCUCGCAAGAAAAUUGAAAAUGCUGUCAUCUGGUUGAUCCUGAUAGAGUCACUUUGUCUCCCUCACCUCCUGUGGAUCGUCAGCACGCGCUAUCGACAUGCGUUUGUCUAUAUAUGGCGUGUGCGCGUGUUGCGGAGGCCCGCUGAGGAAGAAGAGGAUCCUUCCACAUGUACUCUGAAGUCAUACCUCCGCACAGCACAACAGUUGAACGGGACCAGUACUCGAAGCGCUCCCUCUGGUUCGUUACCACGGCAACAACCGGAAGAGAUUUUAGAUGGAUACCCUCAUAAGAACAGACAGCUCCCUUUGACGGAUAUUAGUACAAUUGCCCGACAGCAGAACCAGCGGUAUCGGCAACGACCAGAAAAUAUGCCGGAUGCACAAUCCAGCGCAUACGCAGCUACAUCGGGUCCUUUGCACCAACAAAGGGGAACUUAUUCCCAAACCUUGCCCCCAGUACAACGUACAUCUUCGGCAGCUUCAUCGCGAUCAUCCCCGAGUCAAAAGCAAACUGUGUCGUCAGAUCAUGCGAAUCACGAGACUCCCGUAUCGUAUCUUGAUACCACCAUAGACGGCAGUCUAACGCGUUCCGCUUCAAAUUCUCGUCACGACUGGAAAGAGCAAAUGCGCAAAAAGCAUUUACCGUCAAUCUUUGUCAACGAGGCGUUUGACAGUGGUGAGGCACAUAGAGCGCGGAUUACACGUCAGUCGGUUACACACACGCAUGCGCGCGAGGACAGUAGUAGUCUACAUUAUUAUCUCUCGGGUGAUUACCAUCCCGAUAACCUCAAUACGGAUAGUCUGCCUAGAAAGCGACAUCUGUUGGAGGAACGCAGCGAAAGUGAGGGCGCUAGUGGGCAAUAUGACGAAGGGGACAUAGAAAUGAUUCUUGAUCAGAAUCAUUCAGCUCGAACAAGCGUUGAAGUACACAACUCACGGCCGCAUUUGGCAAGUUUCAAAGCUAUUCAAUCCAACAAGCAUUCAAGGUCGUCGAGUUUAGCACGUGAUAGUGAUGGCGACAAUCUCUCAACUUGUAACUUACCCGACGUCAUAUCGAACGGUUUGAAGUCAACUGAUAAUUCGGACCACGAAAUUGACGUAAAUCCGAACCCUUACUUACGGCAUGUUCGUUCAUCAAGUCAUGCUUCUAGUCACGUGCAUUCAGAGCGCAGUGAAUCGCGUGCAUCAUUUGAUGACGUAGAUGUGAGCGAUCUUCUAGGGGACUCCAGUCAGACGGUAGGUGUACACGCUUGUAGGACAGACGGUGACGGAAAUGCAAGAACAGAUCUCUACAAAGCGGAAGAACUCGCGUUAGACUUGUCUUAUUCCGAGCCAUCGCAUUUAGAAAUUCACGACUGUCUGGUGGGAGUUACCUCCCCUCAUUUUGAUAUUAAAACAUAUAAAAGUGUAGACUCGGAAAAAGCUAAAUACGAUGAAAGUAUUUUGUGUAGAAAACUGUCCGGUAGCUCUUCGCUUGCCUCAAGUUACUUUUCUCGUGAAAAUAAGGAUACUCCAAUAUUUGAACAUUCCGGACAUUUAGCCUCGCCAUAUAGAAAUAAAUCAGAUGCCCGAAUUUCACACGUAUAUAUGGCGGAGUGUAAUGACAGCCGAAACGUGGAAAGCCCGCGGAGUGAUACAUCGACACCAUUAUCAUUUGUCUUUGACCCGGAGAUUGACCGAGGUUUCGAGGAAGCGCUUUCUGUAGGGUGUCCAGGCACUCCAUCAGUAUGUGGCACGAUUCCCGGGUUCGACUCCGUGACAGAAGGCUCUGAAGACGGAUCCAGUGUGUUUCCGGUAGAAUCCAACGUUUCUCUUGAAGAAGAUCCUUUCAGAACUCACGCUGUUGUACCGAAACAUUUUUCAGACACUCGUAGCACCGGAAGUAGUGAGAAUCCGUUCGACAGCCUGCCAUCAUUAAGGAAUGGAGUAUCAUACCCUAAUAAAUAUGCGGAACUAACGAACAAAGCCAACUGUAGCCCUGUUUCCGAUAUAAUGGUAAAUUCAACAUCCGAAACGGAUCAUGGUGAUUCCGGUUUUAACUCUGGACUUGAAAGCUCUCUUCUGGUUCACCAGGGUUCCAGCUUCGGUUUACCGACAGGCCCUCGUGAUGUAAUACAAACUCGACAGAGUUCUUCCCCUUGGCCUGAAGACGUGUCUGUCUGGCCAGAUGAGGAACCAAUAAACAUUCCACACCGUUUUGAAAAUGACUUUUCUGAAAAUGUAUUGCAUGAUGUCACUUCCGUUUCAAAUACACGUGACACGGAAGCUGUGUAUUUCUAA
Molecule: messenger RNA, 3084 nt
Organism: Ylistrum balloti
Lineage: Eukaryota; Metazoa; Mollusca; Bivalvia; Pectinida; Pectinidae
Exons: 3
Coding region: 1-3084 (1027 amino acids)
Source: RefSeq, a predicted model, not a curated record